AUGCCGCCGCCUUCUGCUCCAAUCCCCGAGCUGGGGGAGUUUAUCAUAGCCAAUAAAGACAAACUAAGAAAGAAAGAUUCUGAAGCAGAAAUGAAUAAGUUGCUUACAGCUAUCAAGCUAGCGGCGAAGGUUGUUAAUAGAGAAAUUAAUAUGGCGGGCCUUGUGGAUAUCUUAGGGGCUGCAGGGAACCAAAACAUUCAGGGAGAAGAUCAGCAGAAGUUGGAUGUCUUUGCGAACCGGAAAUUCAUUCAGGCUCUGGUGAAUCGAGAAGUUGUUUGCGGGAUUUGUACGGAAGAGGACGAUGACUUCAUCCCUGUCAAUCCAAAUUGCCACCUUGUCCUUCUUAUGGACCCUCUAGAUGGAUCUUCGAACAUCGAUGUAAACGUCUCCGUGGGGACAAUAUUCUCUAUUUUUCAGCGGGUGUCUCCUGUGGGGCAGCCCGUUGAAAAGAGAGACUUCCUCCAACCUGGGAAGGAGCAGCUAGCAGCAGGUUAUGUCUUGUAUGGAUCCAGCACCAUGCUGGUGAUGACGACUGGGUCCGGUGUAAAUGGUUUUACACUCGAUCCCUCUCUCGGCACUUUCUUUCUUUCUCACCCCAACAUGCACUUUCCGGAGAAGGCAACGAUAUACAGCGUGAAUGAAGGAAACCACAAGGCCUUUCCUGAUGGAGUUAAACGCUUUAUUGACGAAGUACACAGUGGAGCGAACGGGCAGUUCUCUUUGCGUUACAUUGGGAGUUUAGUCUCUGACUUCCAUCGGAAUUUGCUGCAGGGCGGCAUCUACAUGUACCCCCCAACAAAGAAAGACCCUAAGGGGAAGCUGCGUUUAUUAUACGAAGCGAACCCGAUGGCUUUGCUUGCAGAGCAAGCUGGUGGAGAAGCAACAGACGGCUUUGAUCGCAUUCUUUCAAUUAUUCCUAAAGAUCUUCAUCAGAGAGUGCCUCUCUUUGUCGGUAGCUCUGCUUUAGUUCAGCAUAUUACUCAGCUUAUGAAUACACACAGCCCGCAGUGUAGACUACAUGCAGAUACACUCGCACCCUAG
Eimeria acervulina is the source of this 1041-nucleotide messenger RNA. RefSeq names its product fructose-1,6-bisphosphatase, putative. The record is from RefSeq and is a predicted model, not a curated record. Bases 1 to 1041 code for a protein of 346 amino acids. Gene Ontology annotation, biological process: fructose 1,6-bisphosphate metabolic process; sucrose biosynthetic process; gluconeogenesis. Gene Ontology annotation, cellular component: cytoplasm; cytosol. The transcript has 8 exons. NCBI's taxonomy places the organism in Eukaryota, Apicomplexa, Conoidasida, Eucoccidiorida, Eimeriidae. Gene Ontology annotation, molecular function: fructose 1,6-bisphosphate 1-phosphatase activity.